UGUUCACGGACAAGUCACAGAUGGGUGUAUUUUGGUUGCUUUAUUAUCUCCGAAGUCCUCUGUCACGGAUUGUUUGGUGUGUCCCGUGAUGGAACGUUCGGAUUUCGGGUGCUCGUGAGGGAGGAGAAUAUUUCUUGUGUGGGAUUUCGGAGCUUUUUCGGCGCUUGCUGGCUUUCGCAUCACGGACUAGAGUUGUUGUUGUUGUUGUUGUUUUCUUUUCUUUUCUUUUCUCUUUUCACUUCAGGGGUUGUUGGAGUGUCCGUGUGGGUGAAAUGUAACAGCAAGAUCGAUCGAGGUUAGAAUGGUGACGUCGAAGGCACUCGACUGCAAUCCGUGUCUGACCCUCAAUUGUAAAGAUUUUCACUUGCUGGUUUUUGCCACAGCUGCCGGUUGAUCCGGUGGUUGUACACGAGAAUGGUUUUCGUUUAUCACUGACAGACGUUGCAUUUGGAGGUGCUUGAAUUGAUUAGUGACCGACUGGCAGAAUUGUUUUGGAUCGCGAUCAUGGGAGAAAUUAUUCGUUAUUACCAUGGAAUGUAGAAACAAGUUAGUUGUUAGCGCAGCCAACUAAUCAGGAUACCGAAAUGCAUGCAGUACGAUAAAACUGCCAGACUUUUGGUCAGAAAUCGAUUUCAGCCCUUUGCACGCGUUGCAGAAACUGGUACUCACUGUCGAAGUGAUAUAUACGAUAUGGAGGGACAAUUAUUCUUUGUGAGGUUUGAUCGUCGUGGACGAGAAGCAAGAGAUCUCGAAAUGCCGAUUUGAGACAUCAACAGGCCAUUGUUGAUGUUCUGUGGGUGUCCUAGAGAAGGUGUAAUAGAUUCAGUUACCAGCAAUGGAGGAGUUGAACCUUGAAGUCUUCUGUUGGUAUUCGGAGAACAGCCUGAAUACACACCAGAGCUGAUACCACGCCAGGUAUGUUGCGAAUUUCAACCAGUGAGUUCAGUUCAUAUUCUUUUCUCGACGUGUGCAUCCUGUGUGUAGUGGUGGACUUGUUACAGUCGGGUCCCUCAACAACCAUGCCGGAACAAUUCCGAAAGGAUUUCUUUGUACCGGGCAUCUUGAUUUUGUGUUGUCGAAAUAUUGUCUUUGCACCGCUUCCACCGUCAAAAGUUUUAGGAGUAGAGUGCAAGCUGUAGGGCGUUUGGAGUUCGCAAGAUUGGCGAACUGAUUUUAAAUACAUGGAAACUGGUUGCGUGUCAACGAAAUUUUAAUUCUGUCGGAAGUCAUGGCCGCUGCUAUGGUAGCGACUCAGUUUGAUACCAAUUUCAAUUUAGACAAUGGUGAAUGUAGCCCGCAUGAUAGUCAGAUCAAUUCCCUUCGAACGACGUCCUUUGGAAUGCAUCAAAUUUCAGUAGGGAGAAAAUUAGAAGGCCAAAACUCUGCACCGGAAGUACCUAUUCAAAUUAAGCAUUUAAAUUCGAGCGUGGCAAUGUCAAAAUCUGAACGCAAGCCGGUCUACAAUCCGACCGAAUCACCCGAUUUGAGGCCGACACUACAUAAUGAAGGUGGACCGUCAAAUGCUGACCGCAAGUUCCGCAGGUUCAGCUCCCAAAAUUUUGCAGAGUUCUUUGGGACCAGAUCGCACCCAGAAUUAAAAGCUCAGGCGAAGACGGUAAACAAUCAAGCACCCUACGACAAGUUCCGAACGCGUUCCACUCGAUAUGACAGGCAAGGUUCCUCCGCAAGGGUUGAAGGGCAGGAAAGCAUUGCAGAGGCUCCAGAUUUGGGGUCUGAUGAAGACAAAGAAAGUGAUCUUCCAUCGGUCAAGCCUAGUCGCUACUUCGAUGCAUUAGAGGGAGCAGAAUUAGAAGAACUGAAGGAUCACGAGGUUUUAAUAUUACCCAAAGGUGAGCUGUGGCCGUUCUUACUUCGGUUUCCACUGAAUUGUUUCGGAGUUUGUCUUGGCUUGGGCAGCCAGGCCAUACUGUGGAAAAAUCUUCACCUCUCCCCCGAGCUUGAGUUUCUACACAUUCCGAAAGAGAUUAAUAUCUUCUUGUGGAGCAUAGCCCUCUUGGCUCUGCUAGUCAUCUCUAUGACUUAUCUCUUGAAGGUUUUGUUCUAUUUCGAAGCUGUGAGGCGGGAAUACUUUCACCCUGUGCGUGUCAAUUUCUUCUUCGCGCCUUGGAUCGCAGGAAUGUUUUUAGCGAUUGGAGUACCCCCUUCUAUCGCUCAAUCUGUUCAUCCAGCCGUUUUCUGCUGUUUUAUGACACCAAUUUUUAUUCUCGAGCUUAAGCUCUAUGGCCAAUGGUUAUCCGGCGGAAAGAGGAGGCUCUCAAAAGUCGCGAAUCCAUCAACGCACUUGUCGAUUGUCGGAAACUUCGUAGGGUCUCUUCUCGCUGCCAUUGUGAAGUGGAAUGAGCCUGCCAUAUUUUUCUGGUCAGUCGGCCUCGCUCAUUACAUAGUGCUCUUUGUCACACUCUACCAAAGAUUACCUACCAAUGAGAAGCUCCCGAAAGACCUCCACCCAGUGUUCUUCCUCUUCGUGGCUGCUCCAAGCACGGCGAGCGUGGCGUGGUUGUACAUCACGGGUGACUUCGAUUACAUCUCCCGUAUCGUUUUCUCCAUCGCUCUAUUCCUGUACACUUCGCUCGUCGUCCGCAUCAAUUUCUUCCGCGGGAUUCGAUUUACAUUAUCGUGGUGGGCGUACACGUUUCCAAUGACAGGGGCAGCAAUAGCGUCAAUCGAAUACUCCCACGCGGCUUCCUCAUGGAUUACAAAAAUACUCGCCAUCGUCCUCUCCUCGGUGUCCUCCGCAACUGUCUUCACCCUGUUCAUCACAACGCUGCUCCAUACAUUCGUGUGGAAGACUCUGUUUCAGAACGACAGCGUCAUUGCAAUCAAUGCUCGCGGAGUGAAAAACUCUCCGCUGAGAAGCUCUAGAAACAUGCAGCUGCUGGACGGGGAGCUGUUCACGCUGGAGAAUGAACCUCUUCAUCGGAUCGUACUGCAUCACUUGACCCACCUCCUGUCGAAGGACGGAAAAACUUCGUCGACGCAGAAACAACUUCACGUCCACCAUUCGGGACAGGAGUCCAUUUCUACGCCCGAACGAUCGUUCCAUUCGUUCGUUGACGAUUCCCAGAAGCUUGACCCCAUUGCUGCGGUCUAAAUUUUGACAUUUUUCUCUUAUUUUUAUUUGAUGUUGUAAAUAAGUUUUUAUUCAUUAUUAUUUUUUAAAAGAAAAUUUGGUUUGUAUAACCUGAAAAUAUGAACUUAUUAAUGUAAAGAGAAAAAAAAAUUAACCAAUGUCAAGGUUAUAGCUUUGGACAUGAUGUUAUUAUUGACAAAAAACAUGCAAGUGCAUCGGAACUAAUUACAUGAAAUGUAAAUUUUACUUUUUAGUAUAGAAAAUAGAAAUUUUACAACAGGAACGACAAUUGGGUGACAAAACGAUAUACGAGUAAUAAAUAAUUACGAUUUAUUUGUUACUCGUAAGUUUUAGGGGUAUAUUAGGAUCAUAGUUCAAGAAACCAUACAACUAGUUCUAUAGUAUAUAUAUUUUUUAAAUAUUU
Physcomitrium patens is the source of this 3515-nucleotide messenger RNA. The record is from RefSeq and is a predicted model, not a curated record. NCBI's taxonomy places the organism in Eukaryota, Viridiplantae, Streptophyta, Bryopsida, Funariales, Funariaceae.